Pyrus x bretschneideri (Chinese white pear) is the source of this 2751-nucleotide messenger RNA. RefSeq names its product SWI/SNF complex subunit SWI3C-like. The transcript is spliced from 9 exons. Gene Ontology annotation, molecular function: protein binding; zinc ion binding. NCBI's taxonomy places the organism in Eukaryota, Viridiplantae, Streptophyta, Magnoliopsida, Rosales, Rosaceae. The coding region runs from base 154 to 2514 and encodes 786 amino acids. The record is from RefSeq and is a predicted model, not a curated record.
AACUAGAAUUUUCAGAGUCGGGAAAUUAAGUUCCACAAUUCAAAGGCAAAGCACUACACACACUCUCUCUCUCAUGUGUCUCUCUGCCUUUGAUUUCUAAUUCUGCGCCAAUCAAAGUCCCCACAAAUCUCCAGUUCACUCUCUCUCCUAAAAAUGCCUGCUUCUCCUUCAGACUCCCGCGGCAAAUGGAGGAAGCGGAAGCGCGACCCCCAAAUUCGCCGGAACAAGCGCGAGGACGACGAAGACGACGACGCCGACGACAACGAGCUCGACCCGAACGACGACUCGGAGGACCCCCAACAUAACCCCCAAUCCGCUCCCGCACCCGAUCCCGCCCCUCACGAGACCGAGGUCCUCGACGGUGGGGUCCGCGUAAGCGACUUCCCUCCCGUCGUUUUGCGCACCGUCAACCGGCCCCAUUCCUCCGUUUUUGCCCUUGUCGCCCUCGAGCGAGCCAAUCAUUGCGGCGGGGAUGCCAAGGGGCCCGCCAGUCCGAUUGUAUUGGAGAAUGUGUCGUACGGUCAGCUCCAGGCGCUGUCCGGCGUGCCUGCCGAUAGUCCGGCGUUGGAUCCGGACCGUGCAGAUGGCUCCGGGGCGGCUUACGUGGUCAUACCGCCGUCGAUUAUGGAGGGCCGUGGCGUUGUGAAGCGAUAUGGGAACAGAGUUCAUGUGGUUCCAAUGCACGCAGAUUGGUUUUCACCUGCCACAGUGCAUCGACUGGAGAGACAGGUGGUGCCACAUUUUUUCUCAGGAAAAUCAUCAGAUCAUACUCCUGAGCUAUACAUGCAUUGUAGGAAUGAAAUUGUUGCCAAAUACAUGGAAAAUCCAGAGAAGAGGCUUGCAUUUUCUGAUUUCCAACAAUUAUUAGGUCGUCUAAGUACCGAAGAUUUGACUCGAAUAAUUCGUUUUCUUGAUCACUGGGGAAUUAUUAAUUACUGUGCUGAAGCACCCAGUCAUGAGCCGUGCAAUGGCAGUUCCUACUUAAGGGAGGAGGUAAAUGGUGAGAUUCAAGUGCCAUCAGCUGCUCUGAAGUCCAUUGAUAGUUUAAUCAAAUUUGACAAGCCCAGAUGUAGGCUUAAGGCGGCUGAGGUUUAUUUGUCAUUGCCAUGUCAUGGUGAUGAUGAUGUCCCUGAUUUGGACAACACAAUUUGGAAGCGUCUAUCUGAAAAUCAUUGCAAUUACUGUUCUUCUUCUCUUCCCAGUGUAUACUAUCAGUCACAGAAAGAGGUUGAUGUAUUGCUGUGCUCUAAUUGCUUCCAUGAGGGAAGAUAUGUUGUUGGUCAUUCAAGCAUAGAUUUUGUACGGAUGGAUUCAACAAAAGAUUAUGGUGAUUUGGAUGGGGAAAGUUGGACCGAUCAAGAAACCCUAUUGCUGCUCGAGGCAAUGGAAAUACACAAUGAGAACUGGAACGAAAUUGCUGAGUAUGUCGGUUCAAAGUCAAAAGCACAAUGCAUCCUUCAUUUUCUUCGUUUGCCUGUGGAGGAUGGCCUGCUUGAAAAUAUUGAAGUUCCGGGUGUGUCCCUGUCUUCCAAUUCGUCGGAUAGAGAUGGUCGUGGAGGAUUUCAUUCAAGUUCAAAUGGUAAUGCAGCAGGAUCCUUCCUACAAGAUGCUGAUUCUGACAGUAGGUUCCCUUUUGCGAAUUCUGGGAAUCCAGUCAUGGCCCUGGUUUCGUUUCUGGCCUCCUCUGUUGGGCCAAGAGUAGCUGCAUCUUGUGCCCAUGCAGCCUUGACGGUAUUUUCUGAGGAUAAUGGUGUAUCUGCCUCUGCAAGUAUAAUGGAAGGAUCAGGCCAGAGGAUAAAUCCUGAGAGUAUACAUGGUACAGAAGGUGGUACUUAUAGAAAUUCUGCAAAUUCAAUUCCGCAAAAGGAAAAGAACUCAGCAGGCCAUGGUUCUUGGGGUCAAAAUGAGGCAGGUGUGGUUCCAAUACCUACAGAAAAAGUAAAAGCUGCUGCCAAGGCCGGGCUUGCUGCAGCUGCAAUAAAAGCAAAAUUGUUUGCUGAUCACGAAGAACGGGAAAUUCAGAGGCUAUCUGCUAAUAUCAUAAAUCAUCAGUUGAAGAGAUUGGAGCUGAAGUUAAAGCAGUUUGCAGAAGUGGAAACCUUCCUAAUGAAAGAAUGUGAACAAGUGGAGAAGACAAGGCAGAGGAUGGUUAGUGAACGUGCUCGCAUUAUGUCAACUCAGUUUGGACCUGCUGGAGCUUCGCCCAUGAGUUUAGGAGGUGUUGGUUCUUCCAUGUCAAAUAAUAACGUUGGUAACAAUAGGCAACAGAUUAUGUCACCUUCAGCUUCACAAAUGAGCAUAUCAGGAUACAGCAACAACCAAUCAGUCAAUCCCCACAUGCCAUUUGUGCCACGUCAAUCAAUGCUAGGGUUGGGGCCGAGGAUGCCUUUAACAUCCAUACAGCCAUCCUCAUCGGCUCAAAAUGCCAUGUUUAAUGCCACAGGGGCUGCCCAGCCGACGCUAAAUCAUCCAAUGUUGAGGCCUGUACCAGGUACCAGCUCCGGUCUAGGUUGAAAGAAACCGAAAGGAAGAGGUAGUGGAUAACAUAGAUGCAUUCACAAUCAAUCUGACUCAUAUUUUUAUUUUAGUUUACAUAGAAGAUACUUUGGGCAGAUAGUAGGGGGGCCUGUAUGUGCAUUCUCUUGAUUAUUGAAAUUGAUUUAGCCAAAAAUGAAUUGUGUUGUGAAAUGAUGUUUGGAGCCGAUACCCUUUUUUCCCGUUCGGAAAAUAUUUCCUUGCCCAUUUCUACUU